AUGAACUUCCUCCGCCGACGCCUGUCCGACAGCAGCUUCAUUGCCAACCUACCCAAUGGCUACAUGACAGACCUCCAGAGGCCGGACCCCCCUCCACCUCCGCCUCCCACAGCGGCCACGGCCGGUCCUCAGGGUCCAGCCUCGGGACCGGCCAAGUCCCCCUCUGCCUCUCCAGCGCCCGAGCGCAGACCCCAGCCAGCCCAAUCCAGUGGAACUGGCUUCUUUAGCUCCAUCACCAACGUGGUGAAGCAAACAGCUGCCUCAGCUGGCCUCGUGGAACAGACCCCCGUACCUGUUCAAAAGAAGUUCAAGAUCCUCCUGGUUAUUGAUGAGCCUCAACAUGAAUGGGCCAAAGUGUUCCGUGGAAAGAAGCUCCAAGGAGAUUAUGACAUCAAAGUCGAGCAGGCUGAAUUCUCAGAGGUCAACCUUGUUGCACAUGUUAAUGGAACCUGCAAUGUGGACAUGCAAGUGAUCAGAAAUGGAACUAAAGUAGUGCGGUCAUUCAAGCCUGACUUCGUCCUGAUUCGACAGCAUGCCUUCAGCAUGGCGCAGAAUGAGGAUUUCCGCAAUAUGAUCAUAGGUCUUCAGUAUGCAGGAAUCCCCAGUGUCAACUCUCUGGAGUCCAUCUACAAUCUCUGUGACAAACCAUGGGCGUUUGCUCAGCUAAUAAAUGCCUAUAAGAAACUGGGGCCUGAAAAAUUCCCUCUCAUCCAGCAGACGUUCUACCCAAACUACAAGGACAUGAUUUCCAUGCCCACAUUCCCAGUGGUUGUUAAAAUUGGACAUGCCCAUUCUGGUAUGGGAAAGGUGAAAGUUGAGAAUCACAGUGAUUUUCAAGACAUCGCCAGUGUUGUUGCUAUCACCCAGACUUACACCACCACAGAACCCUUUAUUGAUGCCAAGUAUGAUAUCAGAGUCCAAAAAAUUGGUAGUGAUUACAAAGCAUACAUGAGGACGUCCAUUUCUGGGAACUGGAAGACAAACACAGGCUCUGCCAUGCUGGAGCAAGUGGCAAUGACAGACAAGUAUAAAUUAUGGGUAGACACCUGCUCUGAAAUCUUUGGUGGUCUUGAUAUCUGUGCAGUUAAAGCCAUUAACGGCAAGGAUGGGAAAGACUACAUUACCGAGGUGGUGGGUUCAUCCAUGCAGCUGAUUGGAGAACACCAGGCUGAGGACAGACAGCUCAUUGCUGAAAUAGUUUUGGCCAAAAUGAAUCAGGCUGUGUCUCAGGCACCUGCUCGUUCCCCUCAAAGACCACCUACCACUGUCCAGCCACCACAGAGCACCACAGCAAAGGAGGGCCCAACUGACCCCAACAAGAUCCCAGGCCAGCGUCCUCCCCCACAAGGGGCCCCAGUGCAACCCCAAGAAUCGCAAAAUAAGACUCCAGAACCUCCUUCAGAACCAGCCCCCAGUGCACCUGCCCCGGAACCGGUGCCCAAGGCAGCUCCCUCCCCUGUGCCUAAGGCAGCUCCUGCUCCCACCACACAGCAACCCAAGCCCCAGGUUCAGGCGACAGCUGUGCCUACACCAGGAAAACCAAUGGAACUGCCCCCAAAACCGCAACCUGCCAAGCCACUUCCCCCUAAACCUGUGCCUCCAGUUCGCCGAAACUCCAAACCGCAGCUCCAACCAAAGCCCCAGACCCCUCCUCUGGCUAAGAUGCAUCCGAAGGUCCAGCCUGAGGCCACAGGUCAGGCCCCAGUGCAGGGUCAAGCACAGGCUGAUUCAGGCUCAGCACAGCCCCAGUCCCCUGCUAAGCCUCCUCUGCAGCCUAAGCCCAUACUCAAAGAUGCCCCACCGCAAACUGAGGUUCCAGCUCAGACCACAGCCCCUGCAGAAGCAGCACCUUCAGCCCCUUCUCCAGCCCCAGCUCCCACUAAAGCCCCUGCUCCUGCCCCAGCUCCUGCUCCUGCCCCUGCUCCUGCCCCUGCUCCUGCCCCUGCUCCUGCCCAACCUCCCCCUGAAGAACAGCCUCCACCUCAACAGAAGUCAACCCAUCCACUUCUAAAUAAAUCCCAGUCCCUGACCAAUGCCUUCAAUGCCUUUGGUGAGACAUUCCGCUCUAGCAACGAGGACGAGGCCAAGGCAGAAACUAUUCGAAACUUGAGGAAGUCUUUCGCUAGCCUGUUCUCUGACUAGUGGCUGGUCUAUGGGCCAAAAGGGUGGCCGUCGAUGACUUUACUGAAAUCAGUGUAUCUCUAUCUGAGGUUAACCCUCUGCAGCUGUAUACAUUAUACCAU
Chanos chanos (milkfish) is the source of this 2243-nucleotide messenger RNA. RefSeq names its product synapsin IIb (gene syn2b). Gene Ontology annotation, molecular function: ATP binding. The transcript has 13 exons. Lineage: Eukaryota; Metazoa; Chordata; Actinopteri; Gonorynchiformes; Chanidae. Gene Ontology annotation, cellular component: synaptic vesicle; synaptic vesicle membrane. Gene Ontology annotation, biological process: neurotransmitter secretion. The record is from RefSeq and is a predicted model, not a curated record. Bases 1 to 2142 code for a protein of 713 amino acids.